AUGCGCAAAGGCAGCAAGAGGAGGCUUGAUGAAAUGUGCAUGGAGCUGCGGCCGGAACACGCGAGAAACGUGUUACAGUCGUGGAUUCGACAGGGAAAGGUGUUGGUCGACGGAGCAGUGGUCGACAAGCCCGGGGCCCAAGUGAGGCCCACAAGCGCGAUUGAGAUCCGUGCCGAGACGCCGAAGUUCGUGUGUCGGGGCGGGCUGAAGCUGGAGCAUGCCCUGGACCACUGGAGUAUCGAUGUACAGGGCAAGGUGGCACUCGAUUCCGGCCUGAGCACGGGAGGUUUCACAGAUUGUCUGUUGCAGCGCGGUGCGAGGCGAGUCUACGGAGUGGAUGUCGGGCGGGGCCAGGUGGCCGAGAAAAUUCGCCAGGAUGCUCGGGUCGUGGUGAUGGAGCGCACAAACCUGCGGUAUCUGACUCAGGGGGAUCUGCCGGAGGAGGUCGACAUCGUGUCGCUCGACCUCUCCUUCAUCUCCGUCCUGAAGGUCAUGCCAGCAGUCGUCGACCUCAUGAGCGACAACGCAGAACUCAUCGUUCUAAUCAAACCACAGUUCGAAGCUGGCAAAGAUCAGGUCGGCGACGGGGGCGUCGUUCGUGACCCCGCGGUCCACCAGCAGGUCCUGAGCCAAGUCAUCACUGGCAUCGAGACGCAUGGGUUCGACUGCCGUGGGUGGACGGAUUCACCGAUCCGGGGUGCGUCGAAGGGCAACAAGGAAUUCCUCGCUUACCUGGUCAGGCGGCAAUAG
This is a messenger RNA of Pedinophyceae sp. YPF-701, 750 nucleotides long. NCBI's taxonomy places the organism in Eukaryota, Viridiplantae, Chlorophyta, Pedinophyceae. The record is from the annotation of a GenBank genome assembly.